Molecule: messenger RNA, 3115 nt
Organism: Frankliniella occidentalis (western flower thrips)
Lineage: Eukaryota; Metazoa; Arthropoda; Insecta; Thysanoptera; Thripidae
Product: calphotin
Exons: 4
Coding region: 33-2507 (824 amino acids)
Source: RefSeq, a predicted model, not a curated record
CGGCUCCGCUCCAUUCCACGCUCGCCCUCAGCAUGGCCCGGACGCGCACCACCGCGCUGGCCGCAGCCGCAGCCGCCGCCGUCUGCGUCCUCACCGUGUGCCAUGCGGCCGUCAUUCCCACGACGUCCCGGACGGCGGCGGCGACGCCAGACACGGCCGCCGUGAUCACCUCGACAUCGCCACCCUCCACGACGGCGUCCACCGCGGCGCCGCGGCCAUUUCUCGGCUCGGGGGGUGAUUCUGGCUCGGCCCCGGAGAACGCCGGUGGUGGUGGUGCUGCUGCUGCCGCGGCCCGCGAGGAGGCGAAGGUCGCUGUGGCCGAGCCUGUCCGGGCUGGGGUCGUUUCACCUGGGCGUGAGCACGCACUGGACCGUGUCCACCCGCUGGCCGACCCCGCUCACGUGGCACAUCAGCCUGCACUGGAGCCCGCCGCUCCACUUCUACCUCAACCUGGGCGUCACGCCGCAGGGGUCGUCGGGGUGGUUCCCGAUAGCCACAAACUGGGGGUGGCGACGCCGGUGAAGGAAGGUGCGGGUGCAGCACGCACAAUUGGAGACUUGAGCCCCUCACAAGAAGCGGACCUGCUCGAUGCUAUCAUAACCGCUAUUCAAAACCUGGCAGACGGCACCCCCGAGGAGUCCGCCACCGUCAUGCCCACCGCUCGACCCGUCUCCAAGGCACGCGGUCUGCCGCAGGUGCACGUCAUGAAGAAGUACGUCUUCUCCGACUCGUACCUGCCGCCGCUGAUCCAGGUGGUGUCCCACCUGGUGGAGAAGGUGGAGGAGCGGGAGCAGGAGCAGGCGCUGGCGGCCGCGACGGAGGCCCCCGCCAUCGACAUGGACACCAUCUACGUGGACGCGAUCACCACCACCACCGAGGUAGCGCCCGCCCUCGGCGAGAACCCUAUCGUGGUGUCGGUGCUGGGAGGGGAGCCCGUCGUGGUCCCGACGAGCAGUGCGGGCACCAUAGCCAUCCUGCCGGUCACCGACGAGGGUGGCCUGGUGCCGCCCCCCGUGGCCGACGGCACAGACAUACACGUCGUGCCCAUCGCUGUCGGAGGCACCCCGGUCACAAGUAUGGGGUCGCAGGUCGAGGUGGCCAUCCCCGACGGCCAGUCCCCGGUCGUUCUGCCCAUCGCUAGCCUACUACCAGGGUUCUCUGCGGCGCCGUCAGUUCUAGCACCGGUCCCAGAACUAGCUCCGCCACCGGCACCGUCACCGGCUCCGUCAUCAACUCCGUCCCCAGCUCCGUCACCAGCUCCGUCACCAGCUCCGUCACCAGCUCCGUCACCAGCUCCGUCACCAGCUCCAUCACAAGAUUCGUCACCAGCUUCAGCAUCAACUCCAGCAUCAGUCCCAGUGUCAGCUCAAACUGAAGAAACAAAAGAAACGACACCCGUGACGCCCGUAGACAAAGAUAUAGUGGUUCAGCUCGAGCCUCUCGUUCAAGCGAUACCUGAAUUGCUACCGCCUGUCCACAAUCUAAAAGAGAGGAAGUGGCAGAAUGAUGACAAGGAUGACGAAAAAGACGACAGAGAGGACGAAAGAGACGACAGGGAGGACGAAAAGGACGACAGGGAGGACGAAAAGGACGACAGGGAAGACGAAAAGGACGACAGAGAGGACAAAAAGGACGAUCGAGAAGACGAAAAGCAUGAUAGAGAGGAUGACAAAGAAGAUGACAAGGAUGACCGGGAGGACGAAAAGAACGACAGAGAGGAUGAAAAGAAUGACGAAGAGGACGACAAGGAGGAUGACAAGAGGAUCAAGUCAGCGAACAAGCAGACAGAAGACGACGACGAAGAUAUGAUGGAGGACAUGCCAGUAGUACAGCGAGACGUGCCCAUCGUCAACGAGGAGACGGUCCCCAUGAUGAUGAUGUUCAACAUGGUGCCGUCCGACGCACCCGAGAUGGUCAUGGACAUGGCGAUGCCCUCCGCCGCGGAGUUCAUGGAGGCCAUGGAGAACGAAGGCUCGCUCGAACCGCUCCAUCGCAGCAAGCGCGAGUCGGCGCAGCCGAUCUUCCCCAACGAGUUCAAGACCUUCCAUUCCUUUCCGACGGCCGACCAGCCCAGCGAGGAUGAGGACGCAAAGUCGAUCGCCGAGGACGAGGAGAAUGAGGAGAUCCUCGACCUCCACGACGAUGGCCCUUUCAUCGACAGCAUCCGCGGGGAGGCGGCGUGGACGAAGGAGUCCACUGUCCCCGCCUCACGCACACUCCUCAAGCUUAUCAGGUUUCGCUACGCCCUCAGCACCGACGCCAAGCGACAGAACUUCAAAAACCUACAGGGCCAAUCGGAGACCGUGCUGGAGGACCUCGUGCAGACAUCCAGUCUGUCCGGGAGGGAGCAGCUCGGCGUCUUGCUCAACACGGUCCUCAAGCGAGGGGAGAUCAAGUCGCCCAAGACCCGGAGUCGCGCCGAGAAGGUGCUGGCCGAGCUGCAGGAGGAGGACUCGGACCUGAGCAGGCUGCUCGACGGCAUCCCCGCCUUGAAGUACGGCCGGUAGACAUCGGUAGGCUGCAGCCCGACGACCAAAGCGCGCCGAUGAUGAGGGCAAAAUUCGUGCGGCCGGGCCACAUAAAAUAAAAACAAAAACAACGAAAAGCGGGGGAAACCCUGACUGACGCGGUAAAGAAUCCCGCCGCUGCCUUCUGCUGCUCCGACCCCGAUUAAAAGUUGGGCAAACAGCUCAGCGAGGGAUGUGCAUUAUUAACGCCCGGGUCACGCCUCUCUCUCUCGCACACCGCGGGCCGGGUCAGCGGGCGAGCGACGGAGACAGAGCGCCCUCCAUCCGGUGCACACAAACUCGCGUGUGCCCGCCCCCCGGCGCAUACCAGACGGCGGCGGCCCCCGCGCCCCCGCCGUGCGCCGCCCCUCUGCCGACGGCCGCCCCCCGCCACACCUGCCUUAGCGGCCCGCAACAUUUUAGAGGCCACUUACUUGUAGGCCUCCCUCCUGCUCUCGCUCCUGCUCGACUACACCGCCCUCGCCCUGCCCGGCCGCACCCGCCUUACCACCACCCCACCGGGUGAUUUGCUUGCGACUCGUGUGUUAAUGCCCCUCCAGAUCCCCGUUACGGCCCCCCCUUGAUGGCCUUCCGUCCGAGAUACUGCA